Trypanosoma cruzi is the source of this 641-nucleotide messenger RNA. RefSeq lists its product as uncharacterized. The transcript has a single exon. Gene Ontology annotation, biological process: rRNA base methylation. Lineage: Eukaryota; Euglenozoa; Kinetoplastea; Trypanosomatida; Trypanosomatidae. The record is from RefSeq and is a predicted model, not a curated record. Gene Ontology annotation, molecular function: rRNA binding; rRNA (pseudouridine) methyltransferase activity. Gene Ontology annotation, cellular component: nucleolus; small-subunit processome. The annotation marks the transcript as partial.
UUGGACGCGAGGGCGUGGUUGAUGCGUACGACCGCGCGGCAAGCACUGAGAUUGCGAACGCCUCGCUGAAGGAUGUCCGCCCUGACAUUGUGCAUCAGUGCCUCCUCGCCCUCUUUGACUCGGAGCUUGGAUGGCAGCGGCGGCUGCGUGUUUACAUCAGUCUAUUCGCACGCAGCGGACGCACCAUUGAGGUUUCGCCAGCACUGCGCCCGCCACGCACAUUUCGCCGCUUCAAAGGACUUGUCGCCGCGCUGCUCCGCGAUGGUGCGGUGCGGUCGGUGGAUGGGACUUUGCUGAUGAGGAUCCUGCCGGGCUCCGUCGCGCCUGUGGUGCCGUGUGGGGCGCCGGUUAUCGGACUGACGAAUGCUGUCGCUGCGCCCGUGCGUACCGCGACGCAGUUGGCUCGCGAGGCGCUUGCGGAACCGGUGGACGACAACCUUCAGGGCGGCGUGAAGAAUGUCGCGGGGUUCUUUUGCAUCUCCUGCACCGACGAGGCCGAUCUCGACGGCAUCGACUACGUGACGCAGCAGGCCUGCCUGAGCGCGUACCCUACUACGGCGCAUGUGAUGUGUGCCCGCAUCUGCGAGGGGUUCGCACGGGCGGCGAAGACAAUUGAUUCCGCAGCCAGCAAUAGCGAGUAA